Danaus chrysippus (African queen) is the source of this 453-nucleotide messenger RNA. NCBI's taxonomy places the organism in Eukaryota, Metazoa, Arthropoda, Insecta, Lepidoptera, Nymphalidae. The record is from the annotation of a GenBank genome assembly.
AUGGCGGGAGUGUUAUUUGAAGAUAUAUUCAAUGUAAAAGACAUGGACCAGGGCGGUAAGAAAUUCGAUCGUGUGAGUCGAUUGCAUUGUGAAUCAGAAUCGUUUAAAAUGGAUCUUAUUUUGGAUAUAAAUUCUUGGAUAUAUCCUAUGGAGCUGGGAGAUAAGUUCAGAUUGGUUUUGGCGACGACGUUACGAGAAAACGGAUAUCCGGACGGCGGGGAAUGGAAUCCCCUCGAAACGGAGGGAAAUAGGGCAGACAGUUUUGAAUAUGUUAUGUACGGAAAAGUUUAUAGAUUAGACGGUGAUGAAUUAGCCAUGGAACCGACUUCCCGAUUGUCAGCUUUUGUUUCAUUUGGCGGACUCCUCAUGAGGUUACAAGGGGAUGCUAACAAUUUACAUGGGUUUGAAGUAGACCAACACAUGUACUUGUUAAUGAAGAAACUAGCUUUUUAA